GCGGCUUCACGCGGGCCGUUUCCGCUUCCGCCCUAACGUUCCGUCUCCGUCAGUCGCAGCGAGUCUUCUCUAGGCCGCCGCGGCGGGGAGCGGAAGUUUCGGGCUGGAGCCGGGCCGGGCCGGGCGGCGCUGAGGCAUACGUGUUUUACAGAAUGAAGCUAAAUAUGUCGCUUAUCUGAAGGAGCCACAGUUGCUUGACAACAGCUUUGUGAGAACAUCAAUUCCAGAUUACCCAUUUACUGAGGAAUAACAUAGUGAAGAAGGUAAAAUUCAAAUAAUUGAAGUCAGCCUACCAGUGAAGAUGUCACUCUCUAAACGGGAAUUGGAUGAGCUGAAGCCAUGGAUCGAGAAGACAGUGAAGCGGGUCCUGGGUUUUUCAGAACCCACUGUGGUCACUGCAGCAUUGAACUGUGUUGGGAAGGGAAUGGACAAAAAGAAAGCAGCCGACCAUCUGAAGCCCUUUCUUGAUGAUUCCACUCUGCGGUUUGUCGACAAGCUCUUUGAAGCUGUAGAGGAGGGACGAAGCUCCAGGCACUCAAAAUCCAACAGUGACCGGAACCGAAAGAGAGAAUUGAAGGAUGUGUUUGGUGAUGAGACUGAGAUCUCCAAGGAGUCUUCUGGUGUUAAGAAGCGGCGUAUUCCACGUUUUGAGGAGGUAGAGGAGGAGCCGGAGGUUAUCCCAGGACCACCUUCAGAGAGUCCUGGAAUGCUGACCAAGCUACAGAUCAAACAGAUGAUGGAGGCAGCAACACGUCAGAUUGAGGAGAGGAAAAAGCAACUGAGUUUCAUCAGUCCUCCUGCACCCCAGCCAAAAACUCCCUCUUCAUCCCAGCCAGAACGUCUCCCCAUCGGCAAUACCAUCCAGCCUUCACAGGCAGCCACGUUUAUGAAUGAUGCUAUUGAGAAAGCCAGGAAAGCUGCUGAGCUGCAAGCCCGAAUCCAGGCUCAGCUGGCCUUGAAACCUGGGCUCAUUGGCAAUGCCAACAUGGUGGGGUUGGCCAACCUGCAUGCAAUGGGAAUUGCACCUCCGAAAGUAGAGCUAAAGGACCAGACAAAGCCUACCCCAUUGAUCCUGGACGAACAAGGCCGAACUGUUGAUGCAACUGGUAAAGAGAUUGAACUGACUCACCGUAUGCCAACCCUAAAAGCGAACAUCAGGGCUGUGAAGAGGGAGCAGUUUAAACAGCAGCUCAAAGAGAAACCUUCUGAAGACAUGGAAUCCAACACUUACUUUGACCCUCGGGUCUCCAUAGCCUCAUCCCAACGUCAGAAACGCACCUUUAAGUUCCAUGACAAAGGCAAAUUUGAAAAAAUUGCACAGAGGUUACGAACAAAGGCUCAACUAGAAAAGUUGCAGGCCGAGAUCUCUCAAGCUGCCAGAAAGACUGGGAUCCACACCUCUACCAAACUAGCUCUUAUUACUCCCAAGAAGGAGCUGAAAGAAGGGGAGAUCCCUGAGAUAGAGUGGUGGGAUUCGUAUAUCAUCCCUAAUGGCUUUGACCUUACAGCUGGAGUCUACUCUAAAAGAGACGACUACUUUGGGAUCACAAACCUUGUGGAACACCCAGCACAGCUAAGCCCACCAGUGGACAGUGACACACCAGUGACUCUGGGCGUUUAUCUGACUAAAAAAGAGCAGAAGAAGUUACGACGCCAGACGCGGAGAGAAGCACAGAAGGAACUGCAGGAGAAAGUCAGGCUGGGCCUAAUGCCGCCUCCUGAACCGAAAGUAAGAAUUUCUAACCUGAUGCGAGUACUGGGGACAGAAGCUGUUCAGGACCCGACAAAAGUGGAAGCUCACGUUAGAGCACAGAUGGCAAAGAGACAGAAAGCUCAUGAAGAGGCAAAUGCUGCACGAAAACUAACAGCGGAACAGAGAAAAGCAAAGAAGGUUAAAAAACUUAAAGAAGAUAUUUCACAGGGAGUGCAUAUAUCUGUGUACAGAGUCAGAAAUCUGGGCAACCCAGCAAAAAAAUUCAAAAUUGAAGCAAAUGCUGGGCAGCUGUACUUAACAGGAGUGGUGGUUUUACACAAAGACGUCAAUGUGGUGGUAGUAGAAGGAGGCCCAAAAGCACAGAAGAAAUUCAAACGUCUUAUGCUCCAUCGAAUCAAGUGGGACGAGCAGACAUCAAACACAAAGGGAGAUGAUGAUGAUGAAUCUGAUGAGGAGUCUGUUAAAAAGACAAACAAAUGCUCUCUGGUUUGGGAGGGUACAGCGAAGGAUCGCAGCUUUGGUGAAAUGAAAUUUAAGCAGUGCCCCACUGAAAACAUGGCACGGGAGCAUUUUAAAAAACACGGAGCUGAGCACUACUGGGACCUGGCUCUGAGCGAGUCCGUGUUGGAAUCCACAGACUGAGGGUGCUGCUGCCCCCAGCGUUCCCAUUGUUAAUUUGAGAACAAUACCUGGCUGAAAACUUGGACAGAACUCCCUUCCUCCCCUCAAAUCCCCACAGUACGUUGCAUAUGAUUAAAGAAAUAUUUUUAAAACAACAAUCACAGCUACACUGUUUUCUAGAUAAACCCAACUCUUGGAAAUUGUGGUGCAAAACCACUGGAAAGUGGUAUCCGCCAGAGAAUUUAGUUUUGAGGAGGUGGGAGGGACAGAGAAAAUUGUUUUCAGUAGUCUCUUUAGUCUUUCACAUACGGCUGUCUCAAGUGGAGGUACAAACACCUCCUUGCUUUGUCAGCUGUUCCAUAGAUGAAGUCUGACAUUGGACAAACUAUAUGGUGCACACAAUCAAAGCUUGCUCCUUUGGUGGGCAGGGAGGCAGUCUGGGAGCAGCCCCAAAUGGUCUGAGGAUGCAGUAUGGAGCAUUGGAAUUUGUAAAGCAGAGUAGGAGAUGGGGACUUAGCCCACAUCCUAUAUUUACAUAAUAAACUUUUUUAAAAGAAA
Caretta caretta (loggerhead turtle) is the source of this 2893-nucleotide messenger RNA. RefSeq names its product pre-mRNA processing factor 3 (gene PRPF3). The record is from RefSeq and is a predicted model, not a curated record. Gene Ontology annotation, cellular component: U4/U6 x U5 tri-snRNP complex. Lineage: Eukaryota; Metazoa; Chordata; Testudines; Cheloniidae. Gene Ontology annotation, biological process: mRNA splicing, via spliceosome.